This is a messenger RNA of Guillardia theta CCMP2712, 1161 nucleotides long. RefSeq lists its product as hypothetical. The record is from RefSeq and is a predicted model, not a curated record. The coding region runs from base 1 to 1161 and encodes 386 amino acids. The transcript is spliced from 15 exons. NCBI's taxonomy places the organism in Eukaryota, Cryptophyceae, Pyrenomonadales, Geminigeraceae.
AUGGCCGACGCUUCUUCGUCGCCUCGUCCAGCGCUAGUGAGAGAGUUCGCCAAGGUGGUGAAGCUCAGCCCGCGCAGGAUCGAGGAUACGCUGCGGAAGGCGCUGGCGAGGUUGGAGGAGAGAGUGAAGGAGCAGGAGGGGCUGAAGUUGGCGGAGCUGAAUGACUACUCUGAUCUCGAGGAGGUCCCCUCCGUCCACGUGGACCCGCGGAUCUCCAGGCACAUCCUUGAGGUGCAGAGGCGACAAGACAGCUUCAACAAGCUCUUCAACGGCAGGACUGAGAAGCUGUGUCAAGGCUCCAUACUGAGAGCAGGGAUGAGGUCCAAGGAGCAGAAGCGCAUCGGGUUCUCGCUCGAGCUCGAUCAGACUCGAUUCUACGACCCGGUGGAGGUUGAGGUGGAGCAAGAACGUGUACCGGCGGAGAAGCCCAGCAAGGGGAUGGGCUUCCUGGGCUUCUCGAAGAUCUUGGGGGUGUUUACAGGGAAGGGAGAGACGAGGAGAACGGAGAAGGCGUUCAUGAGCUCCAAGUUCAGCGCUGCUGUCAUAGACAAGCGCUCUAAGAACUACAAGGGCCAAAAGAGCGAGAAGGGCAAGAGAUCGUCCUCGUCAAGGGGCGAUGGGUGUGACAACAUCAUCGGAGCUCGUCCCGUCCCUGCGCAGCUCCCGGGAGCGAUCGCGGGGGAUGCAGCGGAGCGGAUCAGUUUCGCCGGAGGGGCGAUCGAGGGAGGGGCGAGCGACUUCAGCUUCGCCGGUCAGCCUCUCCUCUCAUCGCUCCGAGCUGACGCCCAGCAGGUCGGGAGGAUGCGAGACAGUCGCUCGGGCUCCGUCUCACCGGAGAUCCGCUCGCGUGACCGAGGAGGAGCCUCGCCCGUGGAGAUGUCCUUGUCGAGGAAGAAGAACAUCAUCGGAGGUAGCGAGCGCAGCACCUCCCCGCAGGCCUUCGUGCGGAGGUCGAGGAGAGCAAGCGAGAUCAUCUCAGUCAAGAAGCUGCCGGACCCUUGGCUGGAGGAGGAGGAGAGCACGAGGCCUGUGCUGGUGAAAAGCAACUCACUCUCUCGGGCGGAUCGAUCAAGAUCAUUGAGCCCCCCGAGUCGCCUGAGGAACGCCGCGGCUGGGCCCCAGGAGCUCCGCGCAUCGAGUCGGAGGGGCGGCAGGAACUAG